This is a messenger RNA of Cajanus cajan (pigeon pea), 588 nucleotides long. NCBI's taxonomy places the organism in Eukaryota, Viridiplantae, Streptophyta, Magnoliopsida, Fabales, Fabaceae. The record is from RefSeq and is a predicted model, not a curated record.
AUGCUGAUAGACCAGGGAAGCUCAGCUGAUGUCCUAUACUGGCCGACGUUCCUAAGGUUAGAUAUCCCUCACUCCCUCAUUCAACCUCACAUAGAACCCGUAGUCGGUUUUGCAGGAGAGCAAGUUCACACUCGAGGGUACGUAGAUCUGCUGAAAACCUUUGGGACCCCUCUUGACUCAUGGAGAAUCAUGGUCAGAUACCUCCUUGUUGAGGCCAACACAUCCUACAGUAUCAUCAUCGGAAGGCCGACGUUGAACCAACUUGGAGAUAUGGUGUCUACCCUGCAUCUAACGAUGAAAUUCCCAGGAAGCAAUGGCAAGAUCAUCUCAGUCAGGGAAAACCAAAAGACAGCUCGGGAAUGCUACGCUGAAAGCCUGAAGGUCUCGCCAUCAGAGGAGCGCCACCGAGGUGAGCCCCCCACCAUAGCUCACAUAGCCCAGGUUGACAUUACUGACCUGGACCCAAGGUCGGAAUCCUAUGACGAUCGACCAAGCCCAAUCGAUGAGCUUGACGAUCUUCAAGUCGGUAAACUCCUUGGACAGUGUACAAAGAUAAGCCGACAGCUAAGCCUAGAGCUACGACAGUAA